AUGAGCGCUAUAUCAAUUGGCUGCUGGACAUGCCGUCUCCGGCACAAAAAAUGUGACAUUACCAUUCCAAUAUGCAGGGAAUGUAGUGACCGCAAUGUUCAGUGUCAUGGGUAUGGGCCGAAGCCUGCGUGGAUGGACGGGGCAUCGGAAGAAAGGAAGGAAAAGACGCGAAUCAAAGCAGCGAUAAAUAAGCACGUUCGACGAGUCCGGAAAAUGCGAAAUAGUAUCAAAAUCGCGUCUCGGGCGGAUAUUGAGCCUAAAACUACCUCGCCCAAUGCUCUGGCUGGCUCUCCGAUUGCUUCAUCGCUGUCCGGACCUUCGAUUCAAGAUACUAUUUUCAACCCUCAGGCUGCAUCUCUGUUGAUGCAUUACCUGGAUCAAGUCUUUGCGUGGCAGUUCCCCUAUUUCUGUUCUACUUCCCGGCUGGGAAAUCGAGGCUGGCUCCUCUAUCUUCUUAUGAAGCGAGGGCCUCUCUACCAUGCCAUUUUGAGUCUUUCAUCACUUCACCAAAGCGCCAUUCUGGGAAGUGAAGAGGAGUUCCAACAGAAGGAAAAAGCACUUGAGCAUCAUUCGAGGGCACUUCGGGAAUUUUGCAAAUUCAUGAGCGAGGAGCGCGGAAGAUUACUGGAUGAUAAUGCUCGGCUGGCCGAGUUCCUGGCAUGCAGUUUGAUCAUGAUUAGCUGCGAGGUCUUCAGGGGCGGCGAGCACGACUGGCUGCUUCACUUGGAUGCUGUCAUCUGCGUUAUACGGUCACUUUCGCCAGAGAGAAUAUUCGGUACCCGUUCCCUAUCUGACAUCCAGCCCCCGGAUAUGACCCAAAGUCAUAAUCAAGAGGGUCUGGAAUUUCUUCUCGCCACAAUGGUCUCACUUGAUCUCUUUGCUUGUCUUCCCACUGGAAGAAUACCACAACUUCCAUAUCAGCAAUGGCUCCAAACGCCCGAGAUUCAGAUUGUGGACUUAUUGAGCUGCGAAAAUUGGGUCAUGAUGAUAAUCGGCGAUCUAGCCUGCUUGGGUGAAUGGAAGAAAGCCCAAGAGCAAGAAAAUAUUCUCGACAUUGUCGAACUAACCAGACGUGGCGACGAGAUCAAAACACGUUUAAACAGUGGCAUCGAGGAGCUUGAUCUCAUCAGGGAUAAAGAAAACUACGAACCCCAAACCAGCUGGGUUACCCGUCUCUAUGCCCUCGCCUGCUUGGUUCUGCUGCACACAAAUAUUUCAGGACCCUUACCCACACUGCCCGAGAUACGAGAUACCGUUACCAGAAGUAUCAUCGAGCUCCAGAAUCGUCCGAGGACGUACUCGCUCACUGGCUUGGUGUGGGCAAUAUGUGUAGUGGGUUGUAUGGCACAGUCCGAUCAGCAGCCUUUGUUUGAGGAUUUGAUGGCUGAUUUGGUGCGACACUCUGCGAGAUUUGGAAAUCUUGGGACGGUAUUGAAAAUCAUGAGAAAUUGCUGGAAGUUGCAAGAAACUGAAAGUGCAGAUUGCAGGAUUACGAUGGUUAAAACGGGUAUAUGUGUGAUAUUAAUUUAG
Penicillium salamii is the source of this 1530-nucleotide messenger RNA. Lineage: Eukaryota; Fungi; Ascomycota; Eurotiomycetes; Eurotiales; Aspergillaceae. The record is from the annotation of a GenBank genome assembly.